This is a messenger RNA of Prorocentrum cordatum, 1647 nucleotides long. The record is from the annotation of a GenBank genome assembly. NCBI's taxonomy places the organism in Eukaryota, Dinophyceae, Prorocentrales, Prorocentraceae.
AUGAGUUUCCUUUUUUUUGGUUGUCCAGCGAGAACUUCACGCAUGGAGAAAGCACUGCAAGCUUGCGGUGACACUAUUACACAGAUGAUCGGACAGUUUUUAGGCGGCCAGUCAAAUCACAAGCACACCCAGAUCACGUCAGCCCUGAGCAACCUGAAGAAGAUGCUUCUGCAGCACGACCUGGCGUAUGAGCUCGUCAUACCAGCGAAAAGCUUGAAUUGUCAUUUUCAAAAUCGGCACGGUAUCGGAGUUGACAGCGACGCAGUGCACAAGUUACUCAACAUGAUUAUUUCAAUUGGGUUUGAUAUUGAAAAGACUCGUGAAUCUGUAUGUUUCGAGGUCUCCAAAGACCCAUCGAAGUUCAAGAAGCAAGUAGAGUUCAACAAAACACUUGCCACAUCGAGCAGUGGAGGGCUUGCAGAUGUGAACCCUGCAGACUGCAAGUAUUUGACCGUUGCUGGCAGCCACACGUUGCAGCUGUUGCGGUGCAUCAUCUUCGGCUGUACGAGCGAGAACGAACACAUCACUGACCAGACGGGCAAGAUAGUCCAGGAGAAGGCGUUUGCCUUCUGCGACUCUCUCAGGAAGCCCUGCACCGAGGGGUACACGUGGUUUGUGAUCAGGGCCGAGGUCGAGGAGGCGUUCCCAGAGCUGCCGACGCUGUUCGUGGAGGGCGGCAACGCAGACCACGGGACGAGCACCACCCAGUCGAAGAUCCAAGCACUCUUGCAAGUUCACGGCAUGGGCCAGAGGAAUUUGCUGAGUUGCCAAAGCUACAAGUGGAAAGAGAUCGAGCAGGCGAUGGAGAAGACAAAACCACAUUUGCGCGGCCAAGUUGGCGACAUGAUCGAGUUUCUGAAAGUGUACAGCGGUGGAGACAAUGCACCGUUGCUGCUAGACGUCGCUGCAUAUGCGAAGUGCGUCGGGGAUAAGAUGCGCGACGUGCAUGGGACCACGUUCAAGAUGCUAUCACAGGUGCCGUUCCUACAGGGACCUACCUUCAUUGGCGCAUGCGUGAAAGCAUGCAUGGUGUGCCCAGCGCAGUACGCCAAGAACGGGGUUAGCAAGCUCAUCAGCAGCUCCGACUUCUCCUCGCUCAGCCAGCCCGCCAGCAAGCUGAAAGCCGACGCCCUGGAGAUUUGCACCGCCACGGAGGUCGCGGAGGCAUGGCUAUCAAAAGUACCUGGCAUCGACCCUGGAGUUUCGGCCAGGCUGAUCGGGGACAUGCAAGUGAGAUCAAUCAUGACGUGCCUCAAGAAAAAAUCGAAACCCACGAAGAACUACGAGACACUGAAUGAGGUCCACGCGCAGUUCAUGGUGGAUGCGCGGGCGGCGCAGCCGCAAUGCAUGGAGGUUAAGCCGACUCCGAUCGAGGCCGAGGCCGAGGAGGACAUCAACGAGCGCAAGGCCGCGUCCGCUGGCGUCGUCCAGUUCUCCAAGGGCGGCACGCUGAGCGACCGCGUGAUGCAGAACAAUGGCCUCGUUGUUGGUAAGAGGGUGUGGCAUAAGACUGACCACAAGACGGCGCGCGUCAUCCAGAACCUCGAGAGCGGCAAGGCCACGCUCGUGAGCCAGGAGUGGUGGGACGAGGACAUGCGUCGGCGGAAGCAGAAGACGUCCAGCACGCCUGUGGAGAAGAUGGAGCUG